GCCCGGAACAGGCGCGGCGGAUAUAACACACUCCACCCUCUCCGCGACUCCGCCUCGCGGCGGAGACGUUCCGCGGCCAUUCAUACGGCGUGGCUAGGAGCACUCCUUCGAAUCGGCAUCGCAAUUCAUACGGCUACAACGUCUAUUCUGUGGGCACUUCGUCUCCGAUCGAUUCACGGCAAGAGCGAGAGUUCAUGGAUUCGACAGGGCCCAUGAGGGUCUCCAUCAAAGCCCACCGCCCCGACUGGAAAUCGGAGCUUAGAACAAAUUGCCUCAGAAGAGUUAGAAAGGACAGAAAUGACUUGCUUUGGAAGAUCAGGAAGCAGGGACUGCCCGGCAAUGUCAUGGAAAAGGUCAGAUCUGCUGUCAGGAGCGUCAUAUCUGAUGAGGUAGAGAAACUCAAACAGUCCAAUACAGAAAACGAGGACCAAGAAAUGGAUGUCAUAUGGGAGUAUCAAGGACUGCAUGCUGCUAAGCCUGCUGAAAUUGAAAGUGAAGAUAUAUUGCUUGAAAUGGAAAGACUUGUUUGUGAAGAUAUUAGAGAAGAAGUAAUCAGAAAACAACUAGAGGCACUUGAUGAGGAAGAUGCAUAUUUAGCUCAAAGUGUUUUGGAUCAUAUGCAACUAAAUGACAUUGAGGCUGCCGAAACUGCUAAGCUCUGGUGUCCAGUAUGCAAGCAAGGAGAUCUACGAGAAACACGUAAUCUCAUAUACUGUACUCUCUGUAAUCUACGGCUUGACCUUGGAGAAGAUAAGAUGACGCUGGAGUUCUUACGAGAACGGUUGGCCAAUGCACAUAUGGAUCACUUUGACAGAGGAUGCAAAUCAGCACCCAAGUUCUGUUUACAGACUAUGUUUGGCCUGACUGCGCUCUACAUACAGUGUGCAGAAUGCAGUACAUUUGAUAUCGUGGUAUAACCAACAAGAUGCUGAUAUGAAUCAACACUUCAACGGAGGAAAGAAAUGUUACAAAACUUACUUGAAGUUAUUUCAUCGCUUCAUGUAAGAUUAGCUGGUGAAGUUAUGGCAAGAUGGCUGCAAUCCGAAAGGUGGCACACACUCAGCACCUGAACACGUUCAUCCAUUCCAGCUUCUGGUCAAAACAAUUGACAUGCAUGCAUGCAUGUGGAAUUUCCACGUAUGUCCAAUUUAAAUGUUGCAACCGGUGUAAGGUGGUUAGUAAAUAUGCACUUGACUAUGGCAACAUCUAGUUUCCAGCUUACUUGAAAGUUGAAACUGCAACUACAAUUGGAACCAAACACUACCCAAUUGAUCUUGAAGUCGUCUUUGGGCUAGCUCGCAUUCCUUUGCAGAUCUGCUACCGGUGGCGAGCGUGUAGAGAUGGCAAUGGUUACCCGCGACCCGAUACCUGAUGGGUAUUUACUCUAUUAGGGUAUAUAUGUAGGCUAAAUAAUCUACCCGUGGGUCUGUUAUUGGACAAAAAUCUUCACCCAAUGGGUAAACGGGUAUUAGAACAUUCCGCCUUCACCCAUACCCGUUAACCCGUGGGUAUAAAAUACCCAAUAUAAACUUAGCCCAAGCAUAAACUUGAACUUUAUUCAUUCAUCUUUUUUACUAUUUAACAAUCUUUUAUGCCAUAAUGUCAUAGAAGGUUUAACGGCAAUUUAAUGACCAUGUAAUGGAACAUGUAAUAUACUAUGUAGUACUAUCCUAGUGUUACUACUUUAUCCAAUUAUCUUUGGUGUGUUGAAUGUGUGGUUAAAUGAUGCUAGAAAUUUUGUAAUGGUAUUUAUAUGGAUAUACUUGACAUUUGUAUAAUAUAAUAUUUUGAUAGAUGUA
Molecule: messenger RNA, 1799 nt
Organism: Zea mays
Lineage: Eukaryota; Viridiplantae; Streptophyta; Magnoliopsida; Poales; Poaceae
Exons: 6
Coding region: 195-917 (240 amino acids)
Biological process (GO): protein import into nucleus
Cellular component (GO): nucleus
Source: RefSeq, marked validated